AAGUUACUUUGUAAUAAUCUCGGUUAUUGUUAUGUAGCUAUAGACAUUUUUAUUCAGUUUAGCAGUUAUGCUGCACCAACUCAGAGGGAAAAAUACUGGUUAUUGGCUGCGGUACCUUGUAUAAUUUGUUUAAAAAACGUAACCGUUUUAGUCUGACCAUUCCAAAUCAGUUUUCAAAAAGUGUAUAAUAUUUAUUGCCAUCAUAAAGACAAUAUGAAAACCUUAGCAUUAGUAUGUCUGGUUUACUUGGCCGAUGCUGUUGCUAGCCAAAAACUGCUACAUAACAUAGAUUUCGUAUACCCUCUGGACUCCCAAUACGGACUGGGAUGGCCUUCUACAAUAAACGUGGAAGAGGGUCACGAUAUACUUCUGAAGCUUUCACGGCCUUUGCCGAGCCAAGAGCGAUGUGUUAUUACCACGGCUAAAGGUCAGCGAUUUGAUAUUACUACCCCUCUGAGCAACCGGUUCGAGUUAUGGGGUGAAACGAAGUGCGGUGUGCGGGUGAGGAAUAUUCAGAAGUCUGACGAAGGGCGCUGGCGGAUGACGGCAGUCAGAGGAAACUUCACGUAUGUAGGAGUCAGCGAUGUGUACGUCUUGGACCCUAAUGUCACGUACUCUACACAGCCGAUCGAGGUAGAAGACGGGGCAGAAAACGCAAAGAUAAACCUUACAAACAUCGACGACAGUUCAUAUUGCUUUGUCACUCAGCCUUUCACGGAGAUAUCUUCUCAACUCGUCUCUGGGAAUUGUUCAGUUACUUUGGAGAGGACCAGUAGGGCUAUACAAGGGACUUGGAAUGCACUACUGGGUUUGCCUGGUCGAGUGGCUGAAUUCAGAGUGCAAAGGCAGGUGGCUGUUAAAGUGCCUGAGAAAUUGGACGUGGGCUAUAUCCAUGACACGCAAACAAACAAACUUCACGUCUACUGCAACUUGCAGCACACGCAAAGGAACAUUACCUUCUGCCGGUUUCAGCACAAUACUGAAGAUACUGGGUACAAUGUACUGGAUGGACUGAGUGAUGGACAAUACAGCUACUUCGGUCGCGGAUUUCUGCUGAAAGAGUGCGGUAUAACCAUAGAGCGGCCCACAACGGAACACUACGGCACUUGGAAGUGUUCAGUCGGGGUCCAGGAGAUGGAGAAAGAUAAAGUGGUUAACGGCACGCCCAUGCAAGCGCUAGUUACGGUGCCGACGCCACAAAGAUUCCGAAGAGCAGACGAACCUCAGGAGCCGAGGUCAUUCUUCGCACAGAAAGAGAAGCCAGUGACCCUGAGUUGCAGCUCACACGUGUCGCUCAGCUACUGCUGGUUCCAGGCGCCUGAUGGCCAGCAGUACACGCCGGUUCCCAAACUGGAGGCUAGUCAAGAGGGAAGCGAACAGGCGUAUUGGUAUGCAGGGAACGGACUGACUAUGGGCGACUGCGGCAUCACAUUCGCCAAUUCCACAGAAGAAUUCGCCGGUACGUGGACCUGUCACAUGGGUGCUUCCCAAGAAGUGGGCUUGGAGCACACCAAUACUUUACAAGUCCGGUUGUCGGAGGCUCUAGCAGCAGAUGUCAAGAAGAUAGAGGCGGCAGUGGGAGAUGUGGCGACGGUUUACUGCCGUACGGCUGAUGGGAAUAAGCCGUUGGAUUACUGCCGGUUUGUGAGUCCGACUGGAGUGGGAUUGCACGUGGAUGCGAGUGUUACUGCUGACAGGGCUAUUCUUGGCAAGUACUACUUCACCCCAAAACGAAGCUUGGACUACGGAGACUGUUCGCUGAACAUCGUGUCGUUUUCUGACGAAGAUGCGGGCGUUUGGACGUGCGCGGCCGUCGUGGCUGACGACUCUGUGGAGUCGAGAGACUCUAUUGAAGUCAUUAGGUCAUCAUACUCCAGUCGCAAAGUUUCGCGCGCCGGCAUAGCGGGAAUGUCAAUCGGGGCAGCCCUACUUGUCUUCAUUAUAGCUGGAUACACGUGGAAACGGCAAGGAUUACCUACUCCUUGGAGGAAUACCAGUUCCAGUCGAAUAGUCAUCAUGUCUGAACUACAGCAGUCGGGCAGGACUAGUGCAAGUUCAUCAUCGACUGUGUCCGACUCCUGGACCAAUGGCCGAUCGGAUAACAGGAAUGGGCAACUUGCUCGCGAUUAAUUAAGUGUAAUUUUGUUAUGUGAUAGUGAACAAAAUUAACAUUUAUAACAUAAUUUUGAUGUAAUAUGUGCAACAAUGACUUUAGGAGCAUACCUACCACACGUCCAGUGUAAUGAAAAGCAUACAUUUUAUAAUCAAAUAAUUGUAGUUUAUUUGAAAGUAGGUACGUUAUUAAGAAAUUGAUGCAUAUUAUGAGUUGGAAGGAAUAUGUAAGCAUAGAAUAUCGCCAUGGAGUUUAUUUCUGACCGAAAUCUUGUUAUAACUAACCGAAAUCGGCCGUUUCUGACUCGGCGAACAUAAACCUAAACCUAAAUCAUAAAAAUAAAAUAAAAACACCUUUUAAAUAUCAC
Messenger RNA from Plutella xylostella (diamondback moth), 2480 nucleotides. RefSeq lists its product as uncharacterized. Lineage: Eukaryota; Metazoa; Arthropoda; Insecta; Lepidoptera; Plutellidae. The record is from RefSeq and is a predicted model, not a curated record.